This is a messenger RNA of Colletotrichum costaricense, 4458 nucleotides long. RefSeq lists its product as uncharacterized. The transcript is spliced from 2 exons. Gene Ontology annotation, molecular function: (S)-2-hydroxyglutarate dehydrogenase activity. The record is from RefSeq and is a predicted model, not a curated record. NCBI's taxonomy places the organism in Eukaryota, Fungi, Ascomycota, Sordariomycetes, Glomerellales, Glomerellaceae. Bases 1 to 4458 code for a protein of 1485 amino acids.
AUGCUCCUCGUAUACCAGGUCGGGAGCGUCAAGAUCGGAGAGGUCGUCCGCUACACCGUCACCUACACGCCUUCCCAGGACCGAAUCCUGCCCUCGCCCGAGCGCCUCUACCUGCGCGUCCGCAACACCUCGGCCAUUGCCCUGCGCGCCGCCUUCGUCCAUGGUCCCUACACGCUGGGCGCCGCCGCCUAUCCGUCCAACUUCGACCCCAACGUCAAAUUUGCGAACCCGCGCCGCUAUGGCGUGCCCGAAUUCGAACCCAUGCUCAAGGCCGGCGGCUCGUGGGAGUGCGAGCUGGUCGUGCCGGAACACAUAAGGCAGAGCGCGGGUACCGGAGGUGGCGCACAUUUCGGCGGCGGCGGCGGGGCAUCCGGGGCACCCGGUGAAACCGAGACCGAGUGCGCCUCGUGGAUCGUCGAGGUAUCGUCGCAGGUCAUCUUCUCCACCUCGGCCGCCGUCGGGUACGAGGUGACCAUUGCGAGGGAUGCCAAGUCGCUCAACCUCAGCUCGUCGCUGCCCGUCAUCGGCGGCCAGGCGCAGGUCCCGCAGCCCGGCAAGGUCGCCGAUCACCAGCAGAGCAUGGGCGCCAAGGACGGCCAUCAUCCGGCGCAGCCGAAGGGCGUCUUCUCCAAGGCGAUACGGCUCAAGGUCGAGGACACGGCUGCGUUGUGGAACACCCCGAGGCUUCCGGGCUGGGACGACCUCAACAUUGACCGCCUCAAGAGCCGCGCGAAAAAGGACCAGCCCGUGGAGAGCGUCGUCACCCAGGAUAGGCAGACGGACGGAAAGCCCGAAAUCAAGCAGAAAAAGGUGCACCUGGUCGUCCUCACCCACGGCCUGCACAGCAACCUGGGCGCGGAUAUGCUAUACCUAAAAGAGAGCAUCGACCAGACGGUAGCACAAGCAAAGAUUGAUGCCAAGGCCCGGCGUGCCAAGGAGCGCGCCGACAAGACGGACAAGGGAGAAGACAAGACCCAAGACGAUAGCCCUGCAGAAGACGACGGGGACGAUGAAGAGGUCAUUGUGCGUGGCUUCUCGGGCAACGCCACAAAGACUGAAAGGGGUAUCAAGUACCUGGGUAAGAGACUGGCUAGGUACAUCCUGUCCAUGUCGUACCCCGACCAGCCGUUCUUGCCCUCAAAGAAGGGACACGCAGAGUCCGCUGUCUCUGCCGUCUUCAACAAGCCGGACUCAGACAGCAGCAAGGCGGCCCACAAGCACAGCACGAUACACGAAAAGGAGUCGGACGAGAAGCGUCCGUUCAAGAUUACCAGCAUCAGUUUCAUUGGACAUUCCCUAGGGGGCUUGAUUCAGACAUACGCCGUUGCAUACAUACAAAAACACUCGCCCGAAUUCUUCACCAUUAUCAAACCAAUCAACUUUGUCGCCCUCGCCACGCCCUUUCUCGGCCUCAGCAACGAGAACCCUCUCUACGUCAAAUUCGCCCUGGACUUUGGCCUGGUCGGCAGGACGGGUCAGGAUCUCGGUCUCACAUGGCGAGCGCCCACCAUUGCGAGGAGCGGGUGGGGAGCCAUUGUCAGCAACCUGGGCGAGAGCGCACACAAGAGGGUCAUGGGCGAGGUGCAGCCCGAGUCGAAGCCUCUGCUGCGGAUUCUUCCGACGGGCCCAGCGCAUACCGCGCUCAAGAAGUUCCGCAACCGUACGGUCUACUCCAACGUUGUCAACGACGGCAUCGUGCCGCUGAGGACGAGUUGCCUCUUGUUCCUGGACUGGCAAGGACUGGGACGCGUGGAAAAGGCACGGCGGGAGGCAGGCUUGGUUGAGACGUUGGUUGGGGCCGGCUGGGCCGAACUGACGGGCGGCAGUCUGGCACCGACACCGAGGAGAUCUAGCGCAUUUCUGCCACCAGACGAGGGAGAGGUAUCAGACGAUCACUCUGGGAAUAUCACGCCUACAGCACCGACAGAUGCGGUUGAAGUACCGCAGCCACCACAAAAUGCCAUGGUCGAAGAUGACCGGGCGAGUCUGCGGUCGGUGCCCACGCCGUUCAAUGAGAGCGGCCCUGAGGAUGCCAAGGAUACAAGUAGCGGCCCGUUUGCCGGCUUCUUCUCCCUGUUCAAAGGCAGCGAGCAGACGCAGGCCAAGACGCAAUCAAAGACGCCCAGCUUGUCCAACAAGCAAAACAAGAUUUACAGGCGCAGUCAGACGAUCAACUUUGACGAGAUCCCGCAGACAUCGGGCACAAAGGUCACGGCAGGCCACGAGCUGGAGCGGGAUCAACAACACGUCGCGCCGCCGAGGACGAGCUUCUUCGAAUCUGCGCACGACCUGAUCAAUCCCAAGAUCCCGACGACGGAGUACAUCAUUGAUCCCUCCAAGCGGCCCAGAGCAAUCUUCCACGACCGCGUGUACCACCCGAGCGAUAUACCGCCUCCCCCGCUGAAGAAGAAGCCUACCGGCUCGUUGGCGUCUCGGAGAAGCACGUUCCGAAGGGCUGCCUCAACGGGGUCUGGCGGCUCGAGGACCAGCACGGACUCGUCGCCGCACCCGUCGCAGCGCUUCUCGCACGAGGGCACGAUGGACUCGACGCGAGACUACGACGACACGAUCAACACGAACCCCGACAAGGGUCCCGACGAAGAGAUUGACGGGUCGCAGAUGCGGGUCGAAGAGAAGAUUGCCCGGGCCUAUCACCGCGGUCUGGCGUGGCGCAAGGUGCUGGUGAAGCUGGAACCCGACGCGCACAACAACAUUAUCGUGCGUAGGAUGUUUGCCAACGCCUACGGCUGGCCUGUCGUGAAGCACUUGGUCGACGCACACUUUAGCGAUUCCGCUACAGCGAGAACGCGCGACGAGGACGAGGGGUCCGGCGAGCUUGCGCUGGACAUGGGCCAGGCGCCGAAUAAGUACGGGGACGAAGUCAGGGAUAGCGGCGCCGGGUCGACGGGCGGCGAUGGAUCUGACGAACGGCCGAUUGCGGGCAUGUUGUCUCCCAAUUCGCAGCGGGAAGCCGCAGACCGGGUGCCGGAUAUGCAGGCGCCGCCGAAACGACGUUCAUCGUCGCGCAGCUCGUCGGCCAGCCCACCUAGGAUCACGCGGGCGACGAGGCCGCAGCGGCCCGAGAGGGUUGACUCCAUGACGUGGAGCGAUCGGGACUGGGCGGACGACAGCGAUGAUAGUGAGACGACGGCGACGACGGCGAGCGUCAAGAGUCCUGUGGUGGCGGAAUUCAAGGAUAAGGAGGGAGGUAACCGGUCGUCGACGCCGCUUGGUGGGUGGAAUUGGACGGAGAAGAUUGUGGGGAGGGGAGGGUCGAGUCGCAAGGCGUCGCCCAAGCCGGAGACUCAGGCUGAUGGCAAAGCCGUCAUCGGCGGCGGCGCAGUAGGCCUCGCAACGUCCCACCGCCUCGCAACCCGCCCGGACACCACAACCCUCCUACUGGAACGCCACACCGCCGUCGGCACCGAAACGUCCUCCCGCAACAGCGAGGUCAUCCACGCGGGGAUAUACUACCCGCCAAACACCCUCAAAACAGCCCUCUGCGUCCACGGCAAGCACCUCUUGUAUGAUUUCUGCGCAAAGCAUCACGUGGGCCACGCCAACACGGGGAAAUGGAUCGUCGCGCAGAACGACGUCCAGCGGGAGGCGCUGCAGCGCGUGCACGAUUUCUGUACGAACGAGAUUGGCGUGCCUGUGCGGUGGGUGGGCGAAGAGGAGGCGAGGAGGGAGGAGCCCGAGGUACGGGCGCUCGCUGGCGUGCUGGAGAGUCCUACGACGGGGAUCGUCGAUUCGCAUGGCUUGAUGGUUGCUUUGAACGGGUUAUUCGAGGACGCGGGGGGUGUCGUCGCCUUGAAUUCUCACGUCGUGGGCGUGCGUCCCCUAGGACAAAAAGGAAGCCAGGGGUGGGAGGUCAGCGUGCGCGAUCCGUCGACGGGGGAGACGAGCGCCGUCACGGCGGAGGUGCUCGUCAACGCUGCCGGGUUAGGCGCCGUGGACGUGCACAACAUGGUUGUUCCCCCGUCCCGACGCAGGGAAAUGUUCUACGCAAAGGGAAACUACUUCUCCUACUCUGGCGGCAGCAAACCCGCCCCCAAAGUCAAAAGACUCAUCUACCCGGCCCCCGAACCCGGCGCCGGCGGACUGGGAACGCACCUGACGCUCGACCUCGCGGGCCGGGUGCGCUUCGGGCCGGACGUGGAGUGGGUCGAUUCGCCCGACGACCUGGCCGUCAACUCCGCGCGGCUGCCCGAGGCCGUGGAGGCGAUUAAAAAGUACUUGCCUGGUCUCGAUGCCGGUGCCCUGGUGCCGGAUUACGCGGGGAUUCGGCCCAAGCUGGGGCGGAAGCAGGCCGUUGCCGACGGCAGCGGGUUCCACGACUUUAUCGUCCGCAAGGAGGACGGGUACGAGGGGUGGGUGAACCUGCUGGGCAUCGAGAGUCCCGGCCUGACGAGCUGCUUGGCGAUUGCGGAGCGGGUGGAUGAGAUUGUGUACGGGUAA